UGGGGCCGGAGGCGGUGCGCCGAGGGGCUCUGACAGGACUGGUCGGAAAGGGUCGUCCGGUAGGAGCUGGGCGCCGAGAAUCCCUGGUGCCAGCACCAGAGCAGCGGCUCUCCGUACUAACUCCUCUCCUGGUCAGCCGUAGCCCCUGCCGCAGAGCCCGGCAACUGUCAGCCAUCGCCCGCGCAGCCCCAAGGGCCCCUCGCCUCACCUGUGCUUGUCGCGCCCCGCGCGCGCUGUCCGGCUGUGGAGAUGAGCGAGCUUAAUACCGAAACAUCUCCAGCAACCAACCAGGCAGCUGGCCCAGAGGAAAAAGGAAAAGCUGGCAAUGCCAAGAAGGCGGAGGAGGAGGAGGAGAUUGACAUUGAUCUGACAGCACCAGAAACAGAGAAGGCUGCCCUUGCUAUUCAGGGCAAGUUUCGGCGAUUUCAGAAAAGGAAAAAGGAUCCCAGCUCCUGAAUGGCCAGCCUUGCCCUUCACCUUCACCCUGGCCCCUUUUCUCCCCUUCUUCACAGCCCUGACUCCUGUGCAUCUUUGUCCCUUGUCCCUCCAGCCUUUCCUUGAGGCAAGUUCAACCCUUAUAUAUUCUUGUAUCUGGCCCCCUUAAGCCAUCACAGAAGUAGAGGCACAAAAGAGGUGGAGAAGAUGAAGACUUCAAUCAGCAGCCACUUGUCUAAGGGUGGAACAGUUUCUUCUUGGGAUAAGGUUCUUUGAUCAGUAGCGAUGCCUGCCCUGUAGAGUUGAACAAGAGGCUCUGAGGCUGAGAGAGCUCCCCAACCACAAUGUGAGAAGGGGGGGAAGGC
Sapajus apella (tufted capuchin) is the source of this 800-nucleotide messenger RNA. RefSeq names its product Purkinje cell protein 4 like 1 (gene PCP4L1). The transcript is spliced from 3 exons. Lineage: Eukaryota; Metazoa; Chordata; Mammalia; Primates; Cebidae. The record is from RefSeq and is a predicted model, not a curated record. Bases 250 to 456 code for a protein of 68 amino acids.